GGAGCUCCAGAUCGCCGCUGCCGCCGCCUCGAUCCGGCCAUGGACAACUACGUGAAGCUCGAGAAGGUCGGGGAAGGGACCUAUGGCAAGGUCUACAAGGCGCGAGAGAAGAAUUCCGGGCGCCUGGUAGCGCUCAAGAAGACGCGGCUCGAAAUGGAGGAGGAGGGAGUGCCAUCGACGGCGUUGCGCGAGGUCUCGCUGCUCCAGAUGCUGUCCCAGAGCAUCUAUGUCGUGAGGCUCCUGUGCGUGGAACACGUCGAUAAGAAGGGAAAGCCAAUGCUUUAUCUGGUUUUCGAGUUCCUGGACACAGAUCUGAAGAAGUACAUCGAUCUGUUUGGCCGCGGCAACACUGGGCGUCCUAUUCCUCCGAAGAUCAUCCAGAGUUUCAUGUAUCAGCUGUGCAAGGGCGUCGCGCAUUGCCACAGCCAUGGAGUGAUGCACAGGGACCUCAAGCCGCAAAACCUUCUCGUCGACAAGGAGAAAGGAAUCUUAAAGAUUGCUGACUUGGGACUCGGCCGGGCUUUCACUGUUCCCUUGAAGAGCUAUACCCACGAGAUCGUGACACUGUGGUAUCGUGCCCCGGAAGUACUUUUGGGUGCUACUCACUACUCCAUUCCUGUAGAUAUUUGGUCCGUCGGCUGCAUUUUCGCCGAGCUCUCCAGGAAGGUCCCGCUAUUUCCAGGCGACUCAGAGCUGCAACAACUGCUUCACAUUUUCAGGCUCCUGGGUACUCCGAACGAUGAAAUCUGGCCGGGAGUGAGCAAGCUCCGUGACUGGCACGAGUUCCCGCAGUGGAAACCACAAAACAUAAGCCGCGCCGUUCCGGACCUUGAUCCCAAAGGAGUGGACUUGCUGACUAAAAUGCUGCAAUACGAUCCUUCCAAGCGGAUCUCUGCAAAGGCAGCAAUGCAACACCCUUACUUCGAAAACCUCGACAAGUCGCAGUUUUAAGAAGUCAGAGUGAGAGACACUACCGACCUGAAGCCUUUGCUUCUGUACAUAGCUACAGGUACACUAGUUCUUCUAGCUGGAGUGUCGAGACUGUGUGUGGUCUGGUUCAAAAAACAAUGCUCUCUUUGUUUUCUUUAUAGGGUUGAAUGCCAUUUUAAGUAUUUUA
Molecule: messenger RNA, 1117 nt
Organism: Selaginella moellendorffii
Lineage: Eukaryota; Viridiplantae; Streptophyta; Lycopodiopsida; Selaginellales; Selaginellaceae
Product: cyclin-dependent kinase B1-1
Exons: 8
Coding region: 40-951 (303 amino acids)
Biological process (GO): protein phosphorylation; regulation of G2/M transition of mitotic cell cycle; G1/S transition of mitotic cell cycle
Cellular component (GO): cytoplasm; nucleus; cyclin-dependent protein kinase holoenzyme complex
Molecular function (GO): cyclin-dependent protein serine/threonine kinase activity; cyclin binding; ATP binding
Source: RefSeq, a predicted model, not a curated record